AAAAUCUAGUACAUGUAUUAAAUACUUCAACUGAACAUUAAAAUACGCAACACGGUAAAUCGGAGAAGAUGAAUGCUUUACUAGAAAUUAUAUAUAGUGGACUGGCAUUUGUUUGUAUAGCAGUUGGUCUAGAAAAUCUAGCUCAAAACCCAGUGUAUAUGGGAGCAGCUUCUCAAAGUUUAGUUCACAAAAACAACUGGGCGGCAGCAGAUAAAGCAGUAGAUGGACACACUCUAGAGGAAGAUGGAAAAGAUUACUGUAGCUUCACGCGUUCUAACAAAUCAAAGACUGCAUGGUGGAAAUUACCUUUGCUUCAAAAGUCCAGUGUCGCUUACUUGCUACUUUUCCUCAGACAAACAACCAUAAAUCGGCAUACUGGUUUCAGUGUGUUUGUAUUUAAUGAGCCAUCGUAUAUACCGCCAUUUACUGGUGGGUAUAGAGUGUUCCAGCAGGAUCCAUCGUCCUGUCCAAACCAUGUGAUGAAUGUCACUGUCAACAGAGUGAUUAAAGGAAUAGCACUAUAUAAUUCCAAGACCCCUCCACUCGUUACAGGCUGUGCAGGAUAUGAACCUUCGUAUGCUACUAUUGAAAUAUGUGAAGUAAUGGUCAUGGGUUGUGUAGAUUAUAAAUAUGGACCAAGCUGUGCAUUCGACUGUGGCCACUGUAAGGACGGUAAACCAUGCUCCAAGACAAAUGGAACGUGUUUUGAUGGGUGUGAGGCAGGCUGGACGGGAAUAUUAUGUUUGAAAAUUUCAUCGUCCGCUGGUGAUGCAGGUGAGGACAAAUAAAAGACAAUUUUUAAAAAUCGUCUGAUUCAUUCUCAUAGCACUUAAUAUUCAAUAUCAUGUU
Molecule: messenger RNA, 849 nt
Organism: Saccostrea cuccullata (small rock oyster)
Lineage: Eukaryota; Metazoa; Mollusca; Bivalvia; Ostreida; Ostreidae
Exons: 5
Coding region: 69-788 (239 amino acids)
Source: RefSeq, a predicted model, not a curated record